GCUUCAAGUCCUCUCUUCCUCCGAUCAGAUUUGAAACCCCGAAGAUCUGUCUUCGAAUCCGUCUUCUCCAGAUCCUCCAGGAACCGAAUCCGAGUCCGACUCACCAGAACACAGCGAAGAACACGAAAACCCAGAGCAAUCUAAUCCUAACGAAGACAAAGAGGACGAGAACGGCAGAUGGAGCUUCAGUGGUCUGAUGAAAACCAUAGCCGGCGAGAUCUAGAAGGAUUCGAGAGAGGCUUGAAGAAGGAGAUCGAAGUGGCGCAAGGAUCGCUUGGUACCCUAGCAGUACUAGCUUUGGUCGUCGUGAUGAUCUGCCUAACUUCCGACACCGGGAUCUCUUCGGAGAGAAGCUUCAGGAGCGUUAUCCUCACCGUGCUGCUCCAAUCUCCUCAUUCGAGUUUCGAGAAUUGGCAACAAAAAAAAAGUUGAGCAACUCCGAUGAAGUUAAUACUGAAAUCUGCGGAGGAGACACGUCGACGUAACCCUAAUUCCCAAAUUUGAAUUAGAGAUCAAAGUUCGAGACCUGUGCGAACUGUGUAUCCAUCAUCUCUUCUCGGUGAUCAUUCGCUUUCUCGUGCCUCGAUACGGUCCUACUUCAGAAAAGCUUUCCCGUGGGUCCUUCAGAAAAGCUUUCUCGUGGCUCAAGACGGGUCCUACAAGAUGACUGACAAGAAAGACAUCUCUGAACUUUUCCAGAUUCUCGAAUGCGAUAAAGAUCCAUUGAUUCAACCUUUGGGCUCAAGAAUCCAGCAGCUGACAAACAUCACCCAUACCCCUACCCCUAGGAAAGAAAAGUACAAUUACUUCUUUCGAGAACUUUUCAAAGAAGUUUUUGAUCCCCUAUGCCAUCAAGACUUCUCUGUGGACGGUAUCAGAUGCCUCCUAUUCAUUCCCGAAGCUCGCAUUUACCCCAACUCGAAAGACAUCAAAUUCUAUAUCAAAAAGUCGUUUGAAAAAGCUGAGCACCAUUUGACUCUGUUCCCGAGUUAUCUCCCAUUUGUAAAAGCAGUUAUCGAUUCAGAAACUUCUAUCAAAGCAAGCUUUUACCCUACGCUUAGGGAAACAAUGGUGAAAAAAACAGUUGCUAUGCUCCAAGACUUGUCUUCAAGAGAAGGAUGUUCCCUUGAUGACAAGCUGAAAUACAGUUUCUGCUGGAUAAAUUUUGGAGAUGACCUAAAGAUGGGUUGCGUAGAAAGGACUGAUUAUCAGAUGCUUUUGGUUCCUCUCCUGAGAUUUCACUCCUCCAAAAGUCUCCUAGAAGAUGAAGUAAUCAGCCUCGACAGAUAUGUAGAAAGCAUGCCUCAAAACCAGAAACGAGUGUAUUACUUAGCUGUGAAAUCUAUUGAGAUUGCUAAAGUGUCUCCUUUCUUGGCAACCCACAUUGAGGUUCUAAUAUUGGAUGGAAUACAUGAUAAGCUUCUUGUUCAACGACUAGUUGCUUACAAAGGAUAUCAGUUCUCUGAUAUCACUAAAGAAGAUUUGAGAGAGUUCACCGAAGGACUGAGCCCUGCCACAUUUGGUAUCACGGAUAGUCUUAGAGUUUUUGUCGAUGGACUGACCCUUGCCACAUUCCAGGCUAUCCCUGAACAAGAUGAAUUGGAAGUUUCUGACCUGAAAACAACUGCAAAAGAUCUCUCGGAGUGGCAGGAGGGACAUGUCACUCUUGUUCUUGGCUCAAUCACGCGAGUAUCGAUGUUAAGAUUUGCAUUAUGCCCGGAUGUCAUGAACGAAAGGAGCUUCUGGAGAAUAUACUUCAACCUUGUGAACACUCAUGUUGCACCAUAUGAGAGGAAGUACAUGGAGGAACUUAGGAGCAAAGCGGAGAGUAAUGAAGAUGAAGAAGCUAAGAAGACUCCGGCGGUUUUAGGGACAGAAAAAACAGACAAGUACAUGGAGGAACUUAGGAGCAAAGCGGAGAGUAAUGAAGAUGACGAAGCUAAGAAGACUCCGGCGGUUUUAGGGACAGAAACAACAGACAAGUACAUGGAGGAACUUAGGAGCAAAGCGGAGAGUAAUGAAGAUGACGAAGCUAAGAAGACUCCGGCGGUUUUAGGGACAGAAACAACAGACAAGUACAUGGAGGAACUUAGGAGCAAAGCGGAGAGUAAUGAAGAUGACGAAGCUAAGAAGACUCCGGCGGUUUUAGGGACAGAAACAACAGACAAGUACAUGGAGGAACUUAGGAUCAAAGCGGAGAGUAAUGAAGAUGACGAAGCUAAGAAGACUCCGGCGGUUUUAGGGACAGAAACAAUAGACAAGAAUGUGGCGAAGAGUAGAACAUCUACUGCAUCGUCUGAGCAAGAUGAUGACAGCGAUGAAGCUCCUGAUGUUGACUUUGGCAAGAUGGGCAAAAAGGAGACAAGUGCAGCAAAUUAGGAACAUAUUAGUUUUUACACCGAAUACGUGGGAAUAUUACCUUAGAUGCGUGUAUAGAAUUAGUGUCAUCAGUGUAUUAUGUAUAGCUAUUAUCGCCAUGAUUGUUUUGUGGUGAAGACAAUACAGUUUAAAGCCAACUAACGAUUUGAGAAUUAAGUAUAUACUACUUGGUCUUCUUCCUU
Messenger RNA from Raphanus sativus (radish), 2561 nucleotides. RefSeq lists its product as uncharacterized. Gene Ontology annotation, cellular component: perinuclear region of cytoplasm; plasma membrane; protein-containing complex. Bases 664 to 2379 code for a protein of 571 amino acids. Gene Ontology annotation, biological process: cellular response to heat; protein stabilization; protein folding. The record is from RefSeq and is a predicted model, not a curated record. Gene Ontology annotation, molecular function: ATP hydrolysis activity; ATP-dependent protein folding chaperone; ATP binding. Lineage: Eukaryota; Viridiplantae; Streptophyta; Magnoliopsida; Brassicales; Brassicaceae. The transcript has 9 exons.